Molecule: messenger RNA, 1438 nt
Organism: Manihot esculenta (cassava)
Lineage: Eukaryota; Viridiplantae; Streptophyta; Magnoliopsida; Malpighiales; Euphorbiaceae
Product: WAT1-related protein At3g28050
Exons: 7
Coding region: 126-1181 (351 amino acids)
Cellular component (GO): plasma membrane
Molecular function (GO): transmembrane transporter activity
Source: RefSeq, a predicted model, not a curated record
CAAACCCCAAUAACGUCUAACACAAUAAUUGAACUCUAGGAGAACCCAAAAACCCUCCCUCAUUAGAGGAUUGACCGUCUGGAUUAGCAUAAAGGCACUCACAGAGGGAGAGAGAAAGAGGAAAUAUGUGGGGUUUAGGAGUAACGGCAGUAUUACUCACAAUGGAGUUCUUGGAGGUAGCCAUGAACACUGUAAACAAAGCAGCCAUGAGCAAAGGCAUGAGUCAGUUUGUACUUGUGGUGUAUUCUAACAUACUUGGCGUACUCUUGCUUCUUUCAUCUUCAUUCAUCUUCUACAGAAAAAGAAUUGCUCCACCGAUUACAUGGUCCAUAAUGGGAAGAAUUUUUGUUCUUAGUCUGCUAUGCUGUACGGGUCAGGUGUUUACGUACAUUGGAUUAGGAUACAGCUCCCCAACUUUGGCUUCGGCGAUGACUGAUUUAACUCCAGCUUUUACUUUCAUACUUGGAGUCGUCUCCAGGAUGGAAAGGCUGGACUUGAGAAGCAAAAGCAGUCAGGCCAAAUUUGUCGGCACCAUGGUAUUGAUCGCAGGGGGAUUAGUUGUGACUUUAUACAAAGGUCUGCCGAUUGCAGGCUCUCCAACGUCAACUGAUAAAUUGCAGAAUCUGCUGCUUCUUUUGGGUCCAUCAAAUUGGGCAAUUGGAGGUUUUAUCCUUGCAGCUCAUAGUUUCGUCCUGGCACUAAUUUUUGUUGUCCAGACAUGGAUAAUCAGGGACUACCCAUCGGAGAUUCUUAUCACACUCAUUAGCUCUAGCUUUGUGACCAUCCUAUCAGCCAUAGUCUCUCUGAUUGUAGAGGAAGAUCUAAAUGCUUGGAGAAUAAGGCCUAAUAUUGAGUUGGCAGCCACUGGAUUCUCGGCGGUUUUUGCAGUAUCACUUCGAAGCAUUGUUCAUACAUGGGCAUGCCACAAGAAAGGGCCUGUCUACACUUCCAUGUUUAAACCAAUUGGGAUGGUUCUAGCAGUAUUCAUAGGGGUGUCUUUUCUAGGGGAUACUCUCUAUCUUGGAAGUGUGAUGGGAGCUGUUAUUAUUGCCUUGGGGUUUUAUGCGGUGGUGUGGGGGAAAAGCCAAGAAGCGAGGACGGUCGAAGACGAAGAGAAGCGUUGCUUCGAGUCAUCUUCCCCGAGGGUUCCUCUUCUGCAGAAUAUAUGCACAAAUUUAUAGCAUAUUUGCGCGAAAUAUUUAUAUACUAAAGUAUAAAUGAAGCUUAAUACAUAUGAUUUGGAAAAAAAAAAACGUAGUACAUAUGGACCAUGUCUAUAUGCUGUGGACAUGCUUGUCUAGUUUAAAGGCCAAGGAUAUAAUGAACGACGGAUCCACUUAGGGUCAUAGCCCCAGAACUUUUUAAAAUUUUAUUGGGGAUAUUUAUGUAAUUUUUAUUAAUUUUGGAUAAAUAAAAAAAAUAUCAUUCAGUUUCUAAA